This is a messenger RNA of Hydractinia symbiolongicarpus, 932 nucleotides long. RefSeq lists its product as uncharacterized. Bases 131 to 754 code for a protein of 207 amino acids. Lineage: Eukaryota; Metazoa; Cnidaria; Hydrozoa; Anthoathecata; Hydractiniidae. The record is from RefSeq and is a predicted model, not a curated record. The transcript has 2 exons.
CAAAGUCGAUAUUACAAAAAGCAAACUACAGUCAAUCUGGGUACCAGAUAAUAUUAAAAUUAAAUUGCAAAGUGAAAAAGCUAGUCAUUCCAUCACCAUUGUGGGACCAUAUUUUGUCAAUAAUUUGCAAAUGUGUGCAAAAUACUGGAAAAGUGUUACAAUACUCAGCAACAAUGUUGAUCCUACUGAUGAAGGUAAUCUAGUGCAAUACUGCAGUAAACCUAAUUUAGAAGGAAUAUGUCUGCAAUCAAUACCGGAUGAACGAAAAAAUGGCGUGGAUACACAUAUGGUGUAUGAGGGGAAGUUUUUCCGAAAAUGCAAGUAUGAUAUUGCUUCAAUACUUGUACCACAACCAAUUGAAUUACUGCUCUGUUUUGGAGAAUCUAAAAGCAGACGCCUCUUAGGGUAUGGAGUUGAAGAAAAUUUAAAGAAUAUUCAAGGUGGAUUUUUCUCACAUUUUAAGACAAGAGCUGUGUUAUUUAAGACAAAGCUUAAAAAUUCAGAGGUUCCAAUGUCGUGCCAGAUAUCAACAGAGUUGCAGCAGCAUGAAGAAAAUUUAGCAAAAGAAGUAGAAGAAAAUAAAAUAGACGAAGUAGGCAAAGACGAUCAUGAAACGGAAGAAGAAGUAAAAGAACGGUUGCCUGAUGAAAAUAGUAAUGAUGGAGAAAUAGAUGACGAUAGUGACAAUGAUGGCAAACAAGUUGCGAACGACAGCAUAAAACCUAAAUUGGGAAUGAAGUCUGUAACUGAAUGAAACCUGAAACAUUAAUUUAGGGAAGAAAAUAAAUAGAAUAGUAGUUCAAAAACGCUUCAGCCACGAAACUUGUUUAUAGUCUCAGAAAGUGGCUGCAAAACUAUUCCACUUUAUUAUUAUGUUCAUUAAACCUUUGAUUCUUUUAAAAUAUUAUUCAUUUAUUUAAAAUAUUAUUCAU